Messenger RNA from Schizosaccharomyces cryophilus OY26, 2061 nucleotides. RefSeq names its product SAM-dependent methyltransferase. NCBI's taxonomy places the organism in Eukaryota, Fungi, Ascomycota, Schizosaccharomycetes, Schizosaccharomycetales, Schizosaccharomycetaceae. Gene Ontology annotation, biological process: RNA methylation. Gene Ontology annotation, cellular component: mitochondrion. Gene Ontology annotation, molecular function: rRNA (uridine-2'-O-ribose)-methyltransferase activity. The record is from RefSeq and is a predicted model, not a curated record. Bases 202 to 1110 code for a protein of 302 amino acids. The transcript has 3 exons.
GAAUUUUGUUCUUCAGUUAUAUAAAUCAAUUAAUAAAAGAAACUAUAUGCAAACUUGACUCCGAUUCGAUUACUUUCGCUUGUCUUGACUGAGCAUACUUUGUAUAGUCGUAAAGUUACUAUGAGCGAGUCACCGUAUUUAGAAAUCUGUCAAUGAUCAGAAGCAAACAUCUAGAAACCAAGUAAAAAUGCUUCAUGAAAAAUGAAUAUCUUUCAGAGAACAGCCUUUCUGGAUAGCUGGAAAAAAUACUUGGUAGGAAGUACGAAAUGGCAAUUUUGUGCCACUACUUUGAAUGAAAAAUGCUUCUAUUCGACGAAGCAAAGAAUAGGGAAAAAAAAGACUCUGUACUCUUUUAGAGCUUCUUUGGAAAAUGAAUAUUUUAAAUUUUUGGAAAGUAUACAAGAGAAGGAAAAAAUGUUUGCACCAGGUCAACUCGUUAUUAAUUUGGGAUCUUCUCCUGGAAUAUGGAAUAAUGUUGCUUCUCAACACAUAGGCUCUGAAGGAAGAGUUGUUUCUGUUGAUAUUAUUCCCUCAAGAUCUCCCGCCAACUGUAGCACCAUACAGGGGAAUUUCCUGAGUAUGGCUAUUCAAGAUGAAGUUGUAAAAGCAGGACUGCGCGCUAGAAAACUACAAGAAGCAUCUGCACAGUACGGUGAUCCCUCCUCCGUGCCUUAUCUUCAGUUGGCUAUUGAGCAUGAAGCGGCCAUGGAAAACCAGGAAUCCUUGCUAAAGGAAUUACGUGCAGAUGUUGUUAUAAGUGAUUUAAAUCGUCCGUUUCCAAUGGUUCAGGGUUUUGAAUUUUGUAUUUCAAAAACACCUUAUUUGGCCAUGCGAAAUCGUGAGCUCUUAACUGUUAAAGAUCACAUGAACUCUUUGUUUCUAGCACAAUCUGCCUUAAUUUUUUCGUUACGUGGCUUGAAACCAUCAGGGACAUUUCUUUGUAAAGUCGUGGAUGGUCCAAAUCUUCCUAGCUUACUGGAAGAUUUGACGAUGAGCUUUUCCAAAGUUACUAAACAUAAUAUGAAAGGUGUAUUUGAAAAGGAGAACUCAGUUGUUUAUUUAUGUUCCGGGAAAAUAUCAACACCACCGAUAGAGUUACUCAACGUCUAACUCUAUCACUUAUAUUCUUGGCAUAUUGGAGACGGGAUAUAGGUUAUGAUUCUUAAUUCAUGCUUCAUCUAUAGAAAGGAUUUGCUGAGCAAACUUGUUCUGUAAACAGCGGUCUACUAAUUUUGUUAUAUACUCCUGCAUGUCUCGAAUUGACUGUUUUAAAUCUUUAUUUUCAGCUUCCAUCUGAAGUAUGCGUGAUUUGUUGCUUCCCAUUACUUCACGAAUUAGCUCCUUUCGAAUGAUUUGCAUCUCUUCUUGCUCCUUUUCAGAAACUGUGUCUGAAAUAGCCUAUUUUGUGUUAAAAUAUAUACAUAUAAUCAGAGUUUCUUUUACCAUCUGUAAUAAUGUCAUCUGAAGACGCUCGUUCGCCUCUUUUAAGCGUUGAAUUUCACUGAGCAAGUCCUUUUCGUUCCCUCCGAAACUGUCUGUUCUACAUUUCUUUUCAGUCAAGAUAGUACUGCUGGUAUUUGUAUCUCUUGCCGUGCUGAAGUUUUCAUUCAUAUAGAUAAAAGGAACAUCCGAUUCGCUAAGUUCUUGCUUUGAUGUUUCAGCGUCCGAAAAAUAUUCUGUAUCUGCUGAACUUUUGUUCCUUGUUUGUUUCUUUAUCGCAUAGUUUGAAUUCGAGCUAGGGCGGUACUCUUCAUUUGGCGCAACAGAUGAGGAUAUAUUAACUAUAUCUGUUCGAUCCUUAAGAAUGAUAUCUUCCAUUUUUCUUUUCCAAAGCGUAAGGAAUUAUGGUCGUUCAGUUGGAGUGGUAUCAGAACUUCUUUCGACAUAAACAAAAAUAAACAAACAAAACGAAUUACCGCUUUUUCCGGAGCACUUUGUUAUUAUUUUUUUACGAGAAUUAAAUACUAAAGCAAUUGACUUGAAUGAUUAUUUACGUUACUUCUAUUCAUUUUCCCUCUUGAAUUGUUUGCACCAGAUAAUAAAAAUAAGUAUAUUAACCUA